Molecule: messenger RNA, 2784 nt
Organism: Nerophis ophidion (straightnose pipefish)
Lineage: Eukaryota; Metazoa; Chordata; Actinopteri; Syngnathiformes; Syngnathidae
Gene: trub2
Product: TruB pseudouridine (psi) synthase family member 2
Exons: 9
Coding region: 704-1654 (316 amino acids)
Biological process (GO): pseudouridine synthesis; RNA processing
Molecular function (GO): RNA binding; pseudouridine synthase activity
Source: RefSeq, a predicted model, not a curated record
CGCUGGUGCCUAACUCAGCUACAAUCGGGCGGAAGGCGGUUUACACCCUGGACAAGUUGCCACCUGGAAUCCAGUCAUGAAACUUGUCAAUCACGUCGUCAUGGCUACAAGUUGUAGUUUUUGACGUAGCCAGUCCGACACAGCAAGUCAGCAACUGCGCUACAAAAAUGAUUGUUUUCGGUGCUAAGCAAUAUUGCGUGUUAAACAUUGUUACAUGUUAAACAAUAUUGCGUGUUAAACAAUGUUACAUGUUAAACAAUGUGUCGUGUACCAGCAGAUUCACAAUAACACAGGUCGAGUGGAUGUCUUCAUGUUAGCUUAGCAGCUGCCAAAGGUCAUGAAACUCCUGGCACAGAUAAAGUAUAAAUAUUAAAUUCCAUGCGUGGACAGGGAACCCUACCUACCUACGAUAGAGUUGUGAACGUUCAGCAAAAAUAUGUAUUAUGUUGUCUGUUUAGCAGAAGAAUGUGAUGUCGACCGCGUAACGAGACAAGACUGUAGCUUGUUUGUGCUUGGAACCAACGCCGUGUACACCCCGGUCCAGCAGGAGGCGCUGUGGUCAGUCAGCAGCUGUCAGCGCAUGCGCCAAAGCGUGCAAUCAUCACAUGUUAGUUUGUGCAGCUGUUGUAUUUAUCAAGCAAGCACGUUCGUCUUUGUUUUGGUACUUUUAUACUAAAAAUGACUCCUUAAUGUAAAUGUCCUGAUGGCAUCUCCUGCUGCUCGCAUGUUUCGAAGGUUAGAGGGUUUGUUUUGUGUCUACAAACCUCCUGGUAUGCCAUGGAAAGUCGUGAGGGACACCAUCGAGACCAAGCUCCUCAAAGGUUUGGAUGCGUUGCCACCGCUGCCUCUUCCUGAGCAGAUCCGCUUUUUGGCCCAACCAGGCAGCAACGCUUUGAUGCCCACAGAACUGUCAGCAUCCUCUGUCCCAGUCUUGUCCAAACACCCUCUGGUGACUGGGAGUGAAUUCAAGUAUAUUCCAGUCGGUGUAGGACAUCGCUUGGAUACAUCAUCUUCUGGUGUUAUGGUUCUCGGUGUUGGGAAGGGAAACAAAGUGCUGAAUGGCCUCCAAAGCCUGCAAGUAACCAGAGAUUACACAUUGGAGGGCGAGUUUGGCUACGCUACUGAUAACUUCUCCCACACAGGACGUGUUGUGGAAAGAUCCACCUAUGAUCACAUUACGCAAGAUAAGCUGGACAAAGUUUUGGCAAUGCUGCAGGGAGCAAAUCAGAAGGCUUUGUUAACGUACGCCAACGUAGACAUGCGUUCCCAGGAAGCCUACGAGAUGGCUGUGCAAGGUUUACUUGGCCCAGAUGGGAAGUCACCGCCCAUUUUGACGGGCCUGAGGUGCAUUCGCUUCCAGCCUCCAAACUUCACUCUGGAGGUACAAUGCCUAAACGAAACGCAGAACUACCUCCGCAAAGUGGUGCACGAGAUCGGACUGGAGUUGCGCAGCACGGCCUUCUGCAAGGGAGUUCGCCGUACGAGAGAUGGCACUUUCACCCUGAGGGACGCUCUUACCCGCGACCGCUGGAAGCCCGCUGAUGUCUUAAGUGCUAUCCGACAGUACCACGCUGGUCACAGACAAAGGAAACAAGAGUACAAAGCCCAGGAGCAACAAGACGCUACGGCCAGAGAAGAACUGCAUUCUAGAUGAAGCUUCUCUGAAGACGAAGGUAUGCUGAAAAGCGGAUGUGACAAUCCUGAGAUCCGAACUUAAGGAGUACUUUUCGAUAUUGUGGUUCUGUUGGAGGCCUGAUGAUGCCUUCGCAGGACUAGUCGCUCUAAGGGAGGACACCGUUGGCUUUGCUUGUCUGGAAGUACGACCACAUCAAAUAGAAGAACAAGAGACAUUUUAGAUUAGUUUGCAACACAAAUUAGAUACAAUUUACACCAGAGUUUUAUUGCCAUUAAUUAUUGAGUGACCUGCAUCUGUAAUAUAGUCACCACGAGGUGUUUUGUCUUAUCACUCUAAUUCAAAAAUAUCCAUCCAUCUUUUUCCUACCGCUUAUCCCUUUUUGGGGUCGCGGGGGUGCUGGAGCCUAUCUCAGCUGCAUUCGGGCGGAAGGCGGUGUACCAUCUCAUCGCAGGGCCAACACUGAUAGACAAAAUUUACAUAUUUAUCUAAAAAAUCAUCACAGUUCCUCGUUGUUUCGCAUGACAGCACUGUCUGUAUUUAUUAGUCAAAAAUAUUUAUAUUAAGCACAUUUUAGUUCCUAGGAAUUCAUGCAAACUCAACCAAUUUUGAGUAGUAUGUGCAACCUUGCAACUUUCCUCCAUAUUCUGCCAAAUCAGCGUAAUUUUUGCCAAUCAAAUGUCUUAGCGGCGCUCAAACGCGCACGUCAACUGUCUAGUCAAAACUUAUGUUUGUUUCUUGUGUAGACAAAGUUGUUGAUCCAGGGUUUGCCAAGAAAAUAUUUGGUAUGGGGAUGUUACAAAGAGACAGCAUUUACAUUUGUUAGAGAUGUUGAAGUGUGAUGAUCCCUCAUUGGCUCUUAUUUACCAUGAACAUUUAGUGCUAUAGAUUGGUCUCAACGUGCACAGUAUGUGUUGGACCAUAAACACAUUUUCACCUAAAGCAAAACAAAAAAUAAAGUUGACAGAACAAGUGUAAGUUGCAGACACGACACAAAGGAAGCCUUUGGUGGUGUUUCUAUCUGUAAUUAUAAAUAAUUAAAAUGGUAUGGUAAUUUGACAAUGAGUUCUGAGUAUGUUGAUCAUGUAUUUGUACUACCAUUGGAUGUUUACUUUUAGGUCUGUGCUGUAAUAAAAUUAGUAAAAUAUCAA